ACAAACGUGCCGCAGAGCGCCAGCCCCGCUCUAUAUGCGGGGCGGUCAGCGCCGCACGUGAAGCAUGCUGGGAAUAGCUCUCUAGCCUCCCGGCAGUCCCUGCGACGGGCGUACGUAAGGAGCAGGCUGGCGGCGGCCGUUCUCCGUAAGAUGGCGGACCGGCGGCGACAGCGCGCUUCGCAGGAUACCGAGGACGAAGAGUCUGGUGCUUCCGGCUCAGACAGCGGAGGUUCCCCGGCGCGGGGCGGCGGGAGCUGCAGCGGUAGCGCUGGAGGUGGCGGCAGCGGCUCUCUGCCUUCCCAGCGCGGAGGCCGAGCCGGGGCCCUUCAUCUGCGACGGGUGGAGAGCGGGGGUGCCAAGAGCGCUGAAGAGUCCGAGUGUGAGAGUGAAGAUGGCAUCGAAGGCGAUGCUGUUCUCUCAGAUUAUGAAAGUGCAGAAGACUCAGAAGGCGAAGAAGGGGAAUACAGUGAAGAGGAAAACUCCAAAGUGGAGUUGAAAUCAGAAGCCAAUGAUGCUGUUAAUUCUUCAGCAAAAGAAGAGAAGGGAGAAGAAAAGCCUGACACCAAAGGCACUGUGACUGGAGAGAGGCAGAGUGGGGAUGGACAGGAGAGCACAGAGCCUGUGGAAAACAAAGCGGGUAAGAAGGGCCCCAAGCAUUUGGAUGACGAUGAAGAUCGGAAGAACCCUGCAUACAUCCCUCGGAAAGGACUCUUCUUUGAGCAUGAUCUUCGAGGGCAAACUCAGGAGGAGGAAGUCAGACCCAAGGGGCGUCAGCGAAAGCUCUGGAAAGAUGAAGGUCGCUGGGAGCAUGACAAGUUCCGGGAAGAUGAACAGGCUCCAAAGUCCCGACAGGAACUCAUUGCUCUUUACGGCUAUGACAUCCGUUCAGCUCACAAUCCUGAUGACAUCAAACCCCGAAGAGUCCGGAAACCCAGGUUUGGGAGUCCUCCACAAAGAGAUCCAGGCUGGAUUGGUGAGCGGUCAAACAAGUCCCAUCGCCACCAGGGUCCUGGGGGCACCCUGCCACCAAGGACAUUUAUCAAUAGGAAUGCUGCAGGGACUGGCCGCAUGUCUGCUUCCAGGAAUUACUCUCGAUCUGGGGGCUUCAAGGAAGGUCGUGCUGGUUUUAGGCCUGUGGAAGCUGGUGGGCACCAUGGUGGCCGGUCUGGUGAGACAGUUAAACAUGAGACUAGUUACCGGUCACGACGCCUAGAACAGACUCCUGUGAGGGAUCCAUCUCCAGAAGCAGAUGCUCAAGUGCUUGGCAGUCCUGAGAAGGAAGAGGCAGCCUCAGAGAUACCAGCUCCUGCUCCUGACACUACGCCACCAGCCCCUGACAGACCUAUUGAGAAGAAAUCCUAUUCCCGGGCAAGAAGAACCAGAAUCAAAGCUGGAGAUGCAGUCAAGGUUGCAGAGGAGGUGCCCCCUCCACCCGAAGGGCUGAUCCCAGCACCUACAGUUCCAGAAACCACUCCUCCUCCACCUGCUAAGACUGGGAACUGGGAGACUCCAGUGGAUUCUAGUACAGGUGGACUUGAGCAAGACGUGGCCCAACUAAAUAUAACAGAACAGAAUUGGAGUCCAGGGCAACCUUCGUUUCUGCAACCACGUGAACUUCGAGGGAUGCACAACCACAUACACAUGGGAACAGGACCUCCACCUCAGUUUAACCGGAUGGAAGAAAUGGGUGUCCAGGGUGGGCGAGCCAAACGCUAUUCAUCUCAGCGGCAAAGACCUGUGCCAGAGCCCCCUGCCCCCCCUGUGCAUAUCAGUAUCAUGGAAGGACAUUACUAUGAUCCAUUGCAGUUCCAGGGACCAAUCUAUACCCAUGGUGACAGCCCUGCCCCACUGCCUCCUCAGGGCAUGAUUGUGCAGCCAGAAAUGCACCUUCCCCACCCAGGUUUACAUCCCCAUCAGACACCGGCACCUCUGCCCAAUCCAGGCCUCUAUCCCCCACCCGUUUCCAUGUCUCCAGGACAGCCACCCCCUCAGCAGUUGCUUGCUCCUACUUACUUUUCUGCUCCUGGCGUCAUGAACUUUGGUAAUCCCAGUUAUCCUUAUGCUCCAGGGGCACUGCCUCCCCCACCACCUCCUCAUCUAUACCCCAAUACGCAGGCCCCAUCGCAGGUAUAUGGAGGAGUGACUUACUAUAACCCCGCCCAGCAACAGGUGCAGCCAAAGCCCUCCCCACCCCGGAGGACUCCCCAGCCAGUCACCAUCAAGCCCCCACCACCUGAGGUUGUAAGCAGGGGUUCCAGUUAAUAUGAGUUUCUGAAUAUUUUAAAUCUGACAUGAUAUAAAAAACAGAAGAGGUGAGAACCCAGGAAAGAAGAGAAAUAUAACUGGCUGUCUACUACCAGGAGGGCUUCAAAGAUAGAGGGUGGCUCCUGCCAGCAAGCAGCUGAAUGAAGAGGACCCCUGCGUUCCUCUGAGGACAGGCUCUGUUAGAAAAAGGGAGAAACACAUGGACUUCCUCUCAUCUCCUCUCUGAGUUGGCUGUGCUCAGAGGAGCAGAGAUCCAGACCACCCCAGCUACUGAGUCUACAUCUAGAAGCCCAGGUCUUUGGCUUUUCUUCACUUUCUCUUGGGAAAUUCAAGUGUCUUCUGCUACCGGGAAGGAGGCUCCUUCCUAUUUGUUUUGUUUUCUAAGAUGUUUGUUUUUAAAGCCUGACUUGCUAUUCUUAAAUUAAUAUUCU
Messenger RNA from Hipposideros armiger (great roundleaf bat), 2696 nucleotides. RefSeq names its product CASC3 exon junction complex subunit (gene CASC3). Gene Ontology annotation, cellular component: exon-exon junction complex. The transcript has 14 exons. The record is from RefSeq and is a predicted model, not a curated record. Bases 151 to 2262 code for a protein of 703 amino acids. NCBI's taxonomy places the organism in Eukaryota, Metazoa, Chordata, Mammalia, Chiroptera, Hipposideridae. Gene Ontology annotation, molecular function: mRNA binding. Gene Ontology annotation, biological process: mRNA processing.